Messenger RNA from Verticillium nonalfalfae, 663 nucleotides. RefSeq lists its product as uncharacterized. Bases 1 to 663 code for a protein of 220 amino acids. The transcript has a single exon. Lineage: Eukaryota; Fungi; Ascomycota; Sordariomycetes; Glomerellales; Plectosphaerellaceae. The record is from RefSeq and is a predicted model, not a curated record.
AUGACCAAUCAAACAGUCGUCGGCGAAAGGCCCAAUGACACCGGAAGCGAGGACUUUUUAUUCUUCUACAUGCCUGAUGCGUUGCAUGGCGAGUUUUGCCAGUGGUAUCCUUCCGUUUUCGAAGUCUCACGCGCAGUGAUCCAAGAUCUCGUGGGCAAUGGCUUGGCCCCUGACGUGGGGGGAAGCGUCGAUUCUACAUCUGGCAUCCCUGCCAUGAUCAAAUUCAAUUGCGCCGAGCAAUUUAUGAUGCUUUGCAAGGCAGCUCGCUUCAGCGACCACGAUCGCCAGCGUCGAAUUAUGGCAACUGACAGCCCAAAAGAACAGAAGAGACUGGCAAAGCUGACCGUCAGCUUUACGGAAGCACGAUGGGACGAGGUGAAGAGUCAGGUCGUCGAAGCUGGCAACUUGGCCAAGUUCACUCAGAACAUCCAUCUCCAGAGGAAGCUGUUGGCUACAGGCGACAGAAUACUCUGUGAAGCGGCAUCCAGAGAUCGUGUUUGGGGAAUCGGGUAUACGGCUAAGCAUGCAAUGUCGCAAAGAAAGCAUUGGGGGGAGAACAGGCUGGGGAAAGCUCUGAUGGCUGUUAGGACGCGACUUCGUGAAGUUGAGGAAGAGCAGAGACGCGUUGAGAGACCGUGGGAGUACAAGGAGACUGUCACUUGA